Molecule: messenger RNA, 1570 nt
Organism: Monascus purpureus
Lineage: Eukaryota; Fungi; Ascomycota; Eurotiomycetes; Eurotiales; Aspergillaceae
Source: the annotation of a GenBank genome assembly
GCGCUACAAGGAGAACAACGACGGCGAAGAAAAAUGGUUGGCAAAAGAAAAAGAGACACAUCAGUUGCUUCGAGAAAGUUGUCUCCAGGAGUCUAUGACCAGACACCUCCGGUUUCAGAUGCUUCGCAUGACGUUUUCCGCAGAUAUUUCGAAGCUCGAUUCCUGCCUUUAGAUAUACCAGCUCGAGUCACUGAUCGCAGUGCUGAAACUGUUGAAAUCAAUGAAGAUGAUGAAACUGCAGAUUUGCAAUCAGAUUCCGAAUGGAGUGGGUUUUCUGAUGGGGAUGAAGACAACAAAGUAGAAGUGGUCGAGUACAAGGAUUCGCGCAUCGCUUUGGAUGAUGCCAUGGACAAAAAAGCGCGCAAAGCUUUUAUGAAUUCAAAGCCGCCGUGUUUCCCCGCAGAGUCGACGACUGCUAGGUCUAAGCCGAAACAAGACAGAGAUGGGAAAGCUGAGGACAAGAAUACCGAUGCGGAGGACCUGAAGAACGAUCUUGCCCUGCAACGACUACUCAAAGAGUCGCAUCUUCUUGAGUCUGCGUCAGAACUAGCCCCCUCUGGCAAGAACCGACAUAGAGCGUUGGAUCUGAGAAUGCAAGCGCUCGGCUCCAAAACGUCGAUAUAUGCCCAGCAGAACAUGCCCUCGUCUCAUCGAAGAGGUAUAAAAGCGAAAGCCACAUCAAAAGAAGAAAGGCGUCGCCGGGAAGCUAGAGAGAAUGGCAUCAUUCUCGAAAAGCCUGCUUUCAAACCAAAGAAUAAUAGUGAUAAGCGGAGAGAGCGUGGUGUUGGGGGACCUUCAGUUGGGAAAUUCGCCGGGGGUACUCUCAAGCUUAACAAGAGAGACCUUUCAGCUAUCCAAGGGACGCAACGAACGACAAAUGGGAAGGGGAAAGGCCGACGUUAGGAUGCAAGGCGUGCGGCAAUCCCGCAUGCCGCAGCCUAAACCGUCUACAGUCUUAUGUGACUUAAUGAUUCUACGAAGACGAGCUCUGUCGGUGGUGGGCGCUUGGGCUCGGUUCUCCGAGACAAUUCUCCAUCUUACUGUCGUCCUGCCGUGAAGGAUGCUGGGAAGAUAUUAACCCCCACAUAGGUUUCCUACCAGUAGGAGCUGCUAGGAGUAGGACCUCUGUAUGUUCGAGCAAGGAGAAUGGUGGUACUUUGGCGCUGAUGCAGGCCAUGCAUUGAACCCACAUAUACAGAUGGAACGUCUUGUUCCCAAGCGCUGAGUGGUCCGUGCAUAAUAAUAAUCCGCAUUCUACAGCGUGAAGAGCCCUAGGGUAGAAAGAUCAUGGGCGCAGCUGUUUCUAUGGAUGACUAGCACAGCGUAUAUGCCAGACCAACUUUGGCGACAACACUCUCUUAACAAUGGCAAUUAAAUUAGCUUUAUAGAACCUGGAAGUUAUACGGACAGUCAUGUAGAGACCGGUUUGCUCGGGCUUCGUAUCAUCAGCGGCAGGAAAGUAACUGGACUCGAGUGGAGCGCUAUGGAACUCGAUUGGUAGAAGCGCAUCUAGUACGGAAUUCUCUCCAGAAGAUCCGACCGCAGACAGGCAAGGCAGCGGCUAAUAGCG